AAAAGCUUGAGCAGCAUACGCAUGACUCUAUGCGAGUCUGGCAGCCUGACAAGCUUCUCUAGCUACUUGAGCGAGCGCAACGCGGAUUAAGAACAACAAGCAAAAAAACAAACAAACGAAUAACAAGCAUAUAAAUCCCACCACACCAAACCCCCAGCAACAUUUUGCCAAGGUGUCACACCAACCAGCAGCAGCAGCCAACCACCAAUCCUCGCACGCAAUAAAAUGAGCUGUCGACGACUAGAUGACGGAGCAGCAGCAAGAGCAGCAGCAGCGGGAGCAGCGAAAAUAGAACGCAAGGCAGCGGCAAAAGUUGCUGGAUGUAGACGCAAAGGAUUUGGAGGAGUUGGCAGCGCACUGCUGGCAUUUCUGGCAGCUGUCAACUUUUGUGGCAUGCAUCCGCCGCUGGCAGCAACUGCACCACAAAUUGGCAACAACUCAACGCUAAUUACAGCUACAGCUACACAAAAGGCAACGGCAAUUGAAAUAGAGUCAACCACAAGGGAACAACAAUUGGCGGAUAUUUGGAGCGAGCGUCCAGAUACGGCGACACUGACAAAAGGUUUCUCCAUACCCACGUAUCUGCCACCGUUUCCGGACUUCAUUGCUGCCGACUUGCCGCACACACUGACAGCAACAACAACAGCAGCAGCCGCGAUACACAAACGUCCAGCAGCCGGCGAAGAAGACAAUGCUGAUGCCGCUAAUGAACAACAGCCACAAUACCAGCCACAGCCUCGUCUGCAUGCCUACGACAGUGAACAAAAGGAGCUGCAAUUGCGGCGCCAAAAGCAGCUGGCCCUGGAGCGCGAGCAGUUGCCAAGGCGUCAGCUCAGUUUGCCGCCACGCAACGUUACCGUGCAGUCGGGCCAAUCGGCAUAUCUGCCUUGUCAGUUGCAUCAGCAUUCGAACAAACCGCUUUCCUGGGUGCGUUUGCGAGACGAACAUAUCAUAGCAGUGGAUCACACCACAUUCAUCAAUGAUGCACGCUUUGCCGCUCUGCUGCAGUCGACGGCGAACGUUAGCGCUGGACAACCCUUGGACAGCAGCAAUAGCAGCAGCCUCAGCUGGAUACUGCUUAUCAAAUAUGUGCAGCCACAGGAUGCGGGCUGGUACGAGUGCCAGCUGGCCACCGAGCCCAAGAUGAGCGCCAAAGUGCAGCUGCUUGUCAUCACACCACGCACCGAGCUUAUUGGCGAUCAGCAGCGUUUUGUCAAGGCGGGCAGUCGCGUCGAGCUGCACUGCAUAGUGCGUGGCACGCUGGAGGCGCCCAAGUAUAUUGUCUGGCAUCGCGGCGAUCAUCAGGUGCUGGCAGACAACGAAGCCAGCGGCAAUGAGCAUGGCUGGUAUACGCAAAUCGAUCGCAAUAUCUUUGGCAGCACCGAGCACAAUCGCAAUACGAUUGGUAGCUUGAUUAUACCGCUAGUGCUAAAGACGCAUUCGGGCAAUUACACCUGCGAGCCGGAAAACAGCGCCGCAGCCUCCAUGCAGCUGCAUGUGUUGAGUGGUGAAUACUCCGCUUCAGCCAUCAUGUCCACAGCCGCUGGUCUAUAUCGUCCUGGCUAUAGCUACAGCAGUUUGCAGCAGUGGUUAAUCUUUUUACUUGUGGCGCUGCAUAAGACAUGACUGCAACUUUAAGCGUUUAGCGCAUAUUUCUAAGUUGAUAGCAUAAAUUCUAGGUAAACUUGAAAUCAGCACGAAUUCUUAUUGCUAUUUUAUUUAUUGUUUUUUCAACGUUAAUUCAGCACAAUUUUUUGUA
Messenger RNA from Drosophila busckii, 1759 nucleotides. RefSeq lists its product as uncharacterized. Gene Ontology annotation, biological process: synapse organization. The record is from RefSeq and is a predicted model, not a curated record. The transcript has 6 exons. Lineage: Eukaryota; Metazoa; Arthropoda; Insecta; Diptera; Drosophilidae. The coding region runs from base 226 to 1626 and encodes 466 amino acids. Gene Ontology annotation, cellular component: neuron projection membrane.